GACAUAACAUAGACAACCGCUCACUUGCAGCAGAUAUCAGUAGUGACAACCUCCAACCAUGAUACCUUUGAUUGCUGUCCUGUUGGUAGCCUUGGUCGCUGAUGAAGCUCAUGGAGUCGGCCUAGGUGUUGGAGGAUUCGGCGGGUUCGGUGGUGGAUUUGGCGGCGCUGGUGGCCUCUUGAGCGCUGGAAACUACGCCAAUGGAUUCAGCCACUCCAACGGAUACAGUCAUGGAAACCACAUCCUGAAAAAAUUCGGAGGAGCUGGUGGGCUGAAACAUGGCCAUCUUAACGCGCACCUUCUGGGCAAACGAAGUGCUGAUCCCGCGCCAAUACUCGGACUUGGAGGCCUAUUCGGUGGAUUGGGUGGUGGCUACGGAGCGAAAGGUGGUCUCUUGAGUGCUGGAAACUACGCCAAUGGAUUCAGCCAUUCCAAGGGAUACAGUCAUGGAAGCCACAUUGGAGGAGGAUUCAAGAAAUUGGGAGGUCUUGGAGGCGGCCACCUUAAAAAGUUCCUCUUCGGGAAGUGAGGUGCUGAUCCCGCGCCUGAGUCCGAAUGAGGAAUCUCGGAAUCGCUGGAAUGGAAUGCUUUAGUGGAUGUUUGUGGGCAAGAUGAGCCAGAGGUGAUGUUUGCACUAGUAACAUAAGUCCAGAUAUACUCUAUUUUUGUUAAGGAUACUUCAUCCCUUGCACAUUACAUGUAUUUUUGGAAAUACAUCAAUAUUUUUGCAGCAAAA
This is a messenger RNA of Macrobrachium nipponense, 736 nucleotides long. RefSeq names its product keratin, type II cytoskeletal 3-like. Bases 59 to 529 code for a protein of 156 amino acids. Lineage: Eukaryota; Metazoa; Arthropoda; Malacostraca; Decapoda; Palaemonidae. The record is from RefSeq and is a predicted model, not a curated record. The transcript is spliced from 2 exons.